Molecule: messenger RNA, 1944 nt
Organism: Hypomesus transpacificus
Lineage: Eukaryota; Metazoa; Chordata; Actinopteri; Osmeriformes; Osmeridae
Gene: mcat
Product: malonyl CoA:ACP acyltransferase (mitochondrial)
Exons: 5
Coding region: 201-1370 (389 amino acids)
Molecular function (GO): transferase activity
Source: RefSeq, a predicted model, not a curated record
GCUCUGGCGUCAACCAGACGGAAACGUAAAAAAGAGGACGUAGUGACGCAGUUUUAAAACAACAUGUCUGCGCCCUUAAGGACACAAUGUUAGCAUCUCUAUUCAUUUUACAAAAAUACAGAAGACGGGUAACGCUUAAUCCGUUUUCUGUAUCGUGACAAAAAGACGUAUUCCUGUAAGAGGCUGCGUUGUCAUUUACUAUGAUCCUGAUUUCUGGAGGUGUUUUGGUCACUCUCGUCAUGAGUUUGGGCUCAAGAAAAGUGCCUCGAUCUUUCCCAAGACUGUGUAAAAGACUGAUACAUGUCACACAGCGUGACCAAAAUAGUGGGUCCCAACCACCGAGUGAGUCCCAAAAAUCUUCUCCAGUCAAGGAGUUUUCAGGAAUUGAAAAAAUGAGAAAAAAACCUAACAACUGUUCGGUGCUACUCUUUCCUGGACAGGGAAGUCAGUUCGUGGGUAUGGGUCGUGGGCUUUUGAAGUACGGUACCGUAAAGGACAUGUUUGCAGUUGCACAGAAAAUUUUGGGUUACGAUUUGCUCUCCAUGUGUCUUCACGGACCAGCGGAGGAACUGAUGAAAACAGUACACUGUCAACCCGCAAUUUUUGUCACGUCACUGGCAGCGGUGGAGAAACUAAACCACGAAAACCCCCAUGCUAUCGAGACGUGCGUGGCAGCUGCAGGCUUCAGUGUGGGAGAGUUUGCGGCCUUGGUAUUCUCUGAUGCCAUGGAUUUUGCUGAAGCCCUGUAUGCGGUGAAAGUGAGAGCUGAGGCCAUGCAGAAGGCCUCUGAACUGAUCCCUAGCGGUAUGCUAUCAGUUAUUGGUCGGCCACAGGCAAAGUACAACUAUGCCUGCCUGCAGGCCAGAGAACAUUGCCUCAGUCUGGGCAUCCAACAUCCUGUCUGCAGCGUGGCCAACUACUUGUUCCCAGAUGGCAGAGUCAUCGCUGGGCAUCGUGAGGCGCUUGAUUUCCUGCAGCAAAACUCCCGGCAGCUUAACUUCCUGAGGGCGCGGCCCCUCCCUGUGAGCGGGGCCUUCCAUACCCAGCUGAUGGAGCUGGCCACCGAGCCCCUCAGAGAUGUCCUACAACAGGUGGAGGUGCGGCGGCCGGAGAUCAGCGUGUACUCCAACGUGGACGGCAAGCGCUACAUGCACGAGGGCCACGUGCGCAAGCAGCUGGUCAAGCAGCUGGUGUCACCAGUGAAAUGGGAGCAGACUCUCCACGAGGUGUACGAGAGGACUCAGGGUCAGAGUUUCCCCCACACCUACGAGGUGGGACCUGGGAAACAGCUGGGGGCCACGCUGCAGAAGUGCAACAUGAAGGCCUACAAGAGCUACACGCACGUGGACGUCAUUACUCACGAGGACUGAGGAGGGGGAGACAUGCCAGCGUGCACACGCAUGGACAGUGACAGUUCGAUGUGUGCCAGUGCAGACAUCACACGGACCUGAACAUUGAGGGGAGUCAUGCUGGACACACACGGACACACUGGUGUGAGAGCUAAGACUGUAAACUCAGCCUUUAUGUAACAAACGCAUUCAUCCUGGCUGUUUCUUUUUUCUUGUGUUGAAUAAAUAUUUUGCCAUUGUAAAUAAAUCAAUGCCUUUUGUCUGUAAAGUUUUAUUUUGAUGAUAGAGUAAUGAAUGUCCAAUUGUGGAAUUGAAAGACCAGCUUUCUUUGACUGGUGAAACAAGCUAGGUUACAUGAUGAAAUUGCUAAUCCAAUUGGCCUCAUUAACCAGUAAAAGACUCAAUCUUCAUACAAAAUACUGCAGGCCAGCAAUGGUUUUCUGAAACAUGCUCCAACCAGUUUUCAAGUUGACAAAAACAACAUCUGUGAUCCUGCACAUCAAUUCAAAUUCAAUACCACUUAUAACAAUCAAUCGAAUAGAGAAGUUACAGCAUAAAAGAGAGAAUGCAGUUUAUAAGAUAAAAAACUAAAAUA